Prosopis cineraria is the source of this 2366-nucleotide messenger RNA. Its product is annotated as ETHYLENE INSENSITIVE 3-like 1 protein. Bases 1 to 2190 code for a protein of 729 amino acids. The transcript has a single exon. Lineage: Eukaryota; Viridiplantae; Streptophyta; Magnoliopsida; Fabales; Fabaceae. The record is from RefSeq and is a predicted model, not a curated record. Gene Ontology annotation, molecular function: DNA binding; DNA-binding transcription factor activity. Gene Ontology annotation, cellular component: nucleus.
AUGAUGACAAUGUUCGAUGACAUGGCAACCUUUAGUGGCGAUCUGGAUAUGAUGGUUGCUCCCUUUGUGGAUGGAAAUAACUCUACACAACAAUCUGAACCCGACUUGACAAUCGAAGAUGAUUACAGCGAUGAUGAAGACCUUGAUGUGGAGGAAUUGGAGAGGAGGAUUUGGAAGAACAAACUUCGCCUGAAACGCCUAAGAGAGCAAGGUGGAACAAGAGAUGGACUUGAAAUCGCUAGGCAAAGGCAACAAAACUCAGAAGAACAGGCAAGGAGGAAGAAGAUGGCAAGAGCUCAAGAUGGAAUAUUGAGGUACAUGCUCAAGAUGAUGGAGGUUUGCCAAGCUCAAGGCUUCGUGUAUGGCAUCAUCCCUGAGAAUGGAAAACCAGUCACUGGAGCUUCUGACAACCUCCGUGCAUGGUGGAAGGAUAGAGUCAGAUUUGAUCGAAAUGGUCCGGCUGCAAUCGCUAAAUAUCGAGCAGAUUCUCUCGCUAGUAAGAAUAAUGGGUUGAAUACUGUUGGUCCAACGCCUUGCACCUUGCAAGAGAUUCAAGACACAACAUUGGGUUCUCUCUUGUCAACUCUAAUGCAGCAUUGCGAUCCCCCUCAAAGGCGAUAUCCACUGGAAAAAGGUGUCGCACCACCGUGGUGGCCAACUGGCAAAGAAGAAUGGUGGCCCCAAAUCGGAAUGCAGAGAGACCAAGGUCCUCCACCAUACAAGAAGCCUCACGACUUGAAGAAGGCAUAUAAGAUUGGGGUUCUCACUGCUGUUAUCAAGCACAUCUCACCCAACAUUCCUAAGAUUCGAAAGCUAGUGAGGCAGUCUAAGUGUCUUCAAGAUAAAAUGACAGCCAAGGAAAGUGCCGCGUGGAUUGCCAUUGUGAAUCAGGAGGAGGCCUUGGCUCGACAACUUUAUCCUGAUUAUCGCCCACCAUCAUCAUCCCCUGGAGCUAGCAGCUCUGUAGUUGAUGACUUCAAUGAGUAUGACGUUGAAGGGAUGUUGGAGGCAUCCAUUUUGGACCUAGAGGAUCGCCGAAAAUGUGACAAUUUUAUCAACACGCCCAAGAUAGAUGUAAUCAAGGGAGGGAUGUCAUUGCACCAACCUGCUUCUCAUCAUGCAAUGAAGAGGAAGAUUCCUUGUGACUUCAACAACACAAUGAUGAAAGAGCCACAGAUUUUCACAUGUCAACAUCCUCUGUGUCCUUACAGCGAACCUCGUGUUGGUUUUCCGGAUAGGAUUUCUAGGGACAACCAUCAACUCAAUUGCCCAUACAAAAGUGUUUCUUCAAAUUACAGAGGUUUAUCAAGUUUUCAUGUUGAUGAGGUUAAGGCAAUCAUAUCGACCUCAUCCUUUGUUCGACCCAAAUCAAAUCCUCGGCCUCAAUCUGUUACUUUGGCUCUACCAGCACCACAACCACCACCAAUAACGCUAGCAGCGUUAAAUAUGUCUAGGCUUGGAGUUCCAAACAAUAACCAGAAAAGGAUGGCUGAUCUAGUGCCAAUCUAUGGCUCAAACUUUCAAGGCAAUGGUGGUGGCAACAGCAUGAGUUCAAGUGCUAACCUUGUAGUUGCAGAAAAUCAACUGAUCAUUCCCCAGCAACAAAUGGUUCAAAGGCAUCAAGAUAAUUUUUGUGGUGAUCAAGGGAUGAUGAAUGGGGUUAGCUUCUUUCAAGAUUCAAGCAUGACUAAUAACAACAACCAACUUCAGAUGUUUGCACCACAGGAAGCUCAUCAGUUUGACCCCUUCAAGGCUUUGAAUUCUUCUUUUGAGACAAGCCACAACAACUUCAUCAUCAACAACAGCAGCAGCAGCAACAUCAUCAAUAGCAGCAGCAGCAGCAACAACAUCAUCAUCAGCAGCAAUAGCAACAUUAUCAGCAGCACCAACAACAACAACAACUGCAUCAUCAGCAGCAAUAACAACAACAUCAUUAACAACAGCAAUAACAGCAACACUACUAUCAUCAACAGCAACAACAACAACAACUCCAACAUCAUCAAUAGCAAUAACAACAUUAACAUGGGCAAUGACAACAAUGAUGUGAUGAUCAACAAUGAGACCAAUUUCAAUGUGAUGUUUGGGUCCCCAAGUGAUUUUGGGUCUUUUGAUCUGAGGGAGAAUAUGCAAGGAGCGGGAAUAAUAAUGGAUAAGCAGCAGGAAGCAGAGAUAGCAGCAUGGUUCGAGUGAAGGAGAGUGUGGCAAUAACAAGAGGAUCGGAUGUUCAUCAAUCCUUUUACGUCUCUUUGUUACAUAUCAGCAUAGCCCCCGUCUCCCCUCUCCCUUUCUUUUGUUUUGUUUUGUUUUUUGCCAAUAAUAAUGAGGGUGUGUGCCCCCUCUAUCACUUCAAUCUCUGCACUGUCUUG